AUGACGUUGACUGAAUACGAAAUGGAUAUUUCGACUUUUCCGUGUCCCGAAGACUAUACGCGCAUAUCGACGUUUUUACAAUGGAGAGACGACAAGGAAAACAUAACGAUUUUACGUUCGGAUUUAGGAGAACGGUUAAAAAUAUUUUCAUUAGAAAAUGAUAAAACGCCAGAAAUCCGACAAUCCGUGGUAAAUAACGACAGAGACCUUUUCGUGUUUAAUUUUACGUACGGAUGCAUACAGACUGUGUACGUAACCGAAAUGCAAAUACUCGUAAAUAAAUUUAUAAGAGAUGUUGACGUUAAUCGUCGCCGUCGUCGGUUCCUACGCUAA
This is a messenger RNA of Macrosiphum euphorbiae (potato aphid), 333 nucleotides long. The record is from the annotation of a GenBank genome assembly. Lineage: Eukaryota; Metazoa; Arthropoda; Insecta; Hemiptera; Aphididae.